UGACCUGUGUGAUUAUGCAAAAGAAUGGUGCUGGGCUACAUACAGCAAGCUCUUGCUUCUGGGACAACUCCAGUGAUGGAACCUGCACUGUGAGAUGGGAAAAUAAGACUAUGUACUGCAUUGUCAGUGCCUUUGGACUUGCAAUAUAA
Chaetura pelagica (chimney swift) is the source of this 149-nucleotide messenger RNA. RefSeq names its product dynein light chain Tctex-type 1-like. Gene Ontology annotation, biological process: microtubule-based movement. The annotation marks the transcript as partial. Gene Ontology annotation, molecular function: dynein intermediate chain binding. Gene Ontology annotation, cellular component: cytoplasmic dynein complex; cytoplasm. Lineage: Eukaryota; Metazoa; Chordata; Aves; Apodiformes; Apodidae. The record is from RefSeq and is a predicted model, not a curated record. The transcript is spliced from 2 exons.